Messenger RNA from Pygocentrus nattereri (red-bellied piranha), 2023 nucleotides. RefSeq names its product stomatin (EPB72)-like 3b (gene stoml3b). The record is from RefSeq and is a predicted model, not a curated record. The transcript has 7 exons. Gene Ontology annotation, cellular component: plasma membrane. NCBI's taxonomy places the organism in Eukaryota, Metazoa, Chordata, Actinopteri, Characiformes, Serrasalmidae. The coding region runs from base 65 to 907 and encodes 280 amino acids.
ACUCUUCACUUCAGACAGCUGUACAAACACACUCACACACUCCUGUACUGGGACACACCACUAUAUGGAGAUGGAGAACCAGAUCGAGAGAGGAAACACCAGCAAACAAGACUUAAUCAGUGAGACUAAACCAGGUCUUGGCUGCUGUGGAUGGAUCCUUAUUGGUCUCUCAACUUUUUUCACAGUGCUGUUCUUCCCCAUCAUGAUUUUUUUUAGCAUCAAGAUAGUUCAAGAGUAUGAACGAUCUGUAAUAUUCAGACUGGGGCGUAUUACAGCCAGAAGAGCAAAGGGACCAGGCAUCUUCUUUGUCCUUCCCUGCACGGACUCUUUUGUUAAAGUGGACAUGAGAACAGUUUCAUUCGACAUCCCUCCACAAGAGAUCCUGACCAAGGACUCAGUGACAAUAAGUGUUGACGGUGUGGUGUACUUCAGGGUUAGUGAUCCCAUCGCUUCGGUGGCCAACGUGACCAAUGCUGAUUACGCCACACGCCUGCUGGCCCAAACAACCCUGAGGAAUGUCCUGGGCACCAAGAACCUGUCUGAAGUUCUGUCUGAUCGGGAGGGUAUCUCUCACAGCAUGCAGAUGACACUUGAUGAGGCUACAGAUUCUUGGGGCAUUAAGGUGGAACGGGUGGAGAUCAAGGAUGUCAAGCUGCCUCAACAGCUGCAGAGGGCCAUGGCAGCUGAAGCCGAGGCAGCCCGCGAGGCCAGAGCCAAGGUGAUAGCAGCAGAGGGAGAGAUGAAUGCCUCCCGCGCCCUAAAGGAGGCUUCUCUGGUGAUUGCUGAGUCUCCAUCUGCCCUGCAGCUGCGCUACCUGCAGACCCUCAACACCAUCGCUGCAGAGAAAAACUCCACCAUCAUCUUUCCUCUUCCCAUGGACAUCCUGGGCCACAUAAUUAAAAAAUGAAGUCAGACAUCCACAGACCAUCUGUCACAAGCAUGACUGUUUACAAGAGGGCUGUGUAGUAAUCUGAGCUAUAACUGCAAAAUUUCACAACAAACUGUUUGCAUGUCAUGUGUUGAAAAUUCAGUAGCAUAGAGACGUCUUUAUACAGAAGCAUACGCUGCAGCAGUUCAGUACCUUCCAUAAACAGCUUCCAUAUGUAUGUCAUUCUCAUGUGACAUUAAACUAUAGGGUGAGCCAAAAGACAGGACAAUGUUUUAUUUUAUUUUAUUUUUUAUGCUGUCACAAGCCUCCAUGAUGCGGUGCUGAAGGUGGUGUUUGUUGCAGAUUUUCUCAGCAUACACAAUUUGUUUGAGAUGACCCCAGAGAUAAAAGUCGAUAAUAAAAUAAAAAAUAAAAUAAAAACGUGUCCUGUGACUUUUGACUCACCCUGUAGUUAUAUAUAAUUACACAUGUGGCAAUUAUAUUGCAUUACACAGAUACAUGAUUACUGUAGCAUUAUUGUGAUAUUGUAACUUUACCAUUUUACAUUUUUAAAAACUGUAUAAUACACAUCCUUUUCUAUAAUGUUCCAAAAUUCUUUGUUGGAAAUAUCUUGGAAGUGUCAUGUUUUUAUAUUCAUUGCACAAGUAAAAUGGAUAAAAGGGUCCAAGUUCAUAAGUCGUUAUAGGCCCAUAUUUUUUUUUCCUCACUUGUUUAAAAAUAAGAAUUUGAUGUGGUAUUUAAACACUGUUUCAAAAUGUACCACUCACUCCCCAGUCCAUAUGGAACAUAUAUUCAUAUGAAGAAAUAUGGGCAAAUUACUUAUAUUGAUUUGAGUGAAACAUCCUCUGUAAAUGUAAAUAUGGAACUGUUCUGCAUUUUUUUGUACAAAAUUAAUAUUUGCUGACCUAUACUAAAACAUAAAAUGUGCCAUUAAUCUUAUGUAUGCCACAUUUUAUGUUUGUUUUCCUGCUAAUUUUAGUGCACAAUGUGUGUUUUUUGCUGUUUGUGUUUAACAUUUUGGGGAAAAAUUAAAGAUAUAAAAUAUAACAAAAUGUAUAAACAGUUCCAUAAAUAUUGCACAUCCCAAGUUAUGCUUAUUUUUAUGUUAUGUUAAGUUUAGCAAAUAAACAAUAA